CCUUCAGCCUUCAGACUUCAGACAUCCGUCCCCAUUCAGUCUGACCCCGCUGCAUAGCAAUAGGGCCAUACCCCGACAGUCCGACUCGAUCGACCUUUUAUGAACCCGACCCGGACUUUCUCCUUUAAAUUGCCAGCUAACCCGUUCUUACGAAAAAUUCUAGGGUUUUUUGGCCGCAGUCUGACUCUUGAAGUUUUUCUCGGAGCUUUUCCAGGAAAAUUUUUGGCGGAGCUGUUUGGUGAUGGCACCAAAACAGCCAAAUACUGGCCUUUUUGUAGGUCAAAAUAAAGGACAUGUAGUGACAAAGAAGGAAUUGGCUCCUCGUCCUUCGGACAGAAAGGGGAGAACUAGCAAGAGGGUCAGUUUUGUGAGGAGCCUCAUCAGGGAGGUGGCUGGUUUUGCUCCUUAUGAGAAGAGGAUUACUGAGCUUCUAAAGGUUGGGAAAGAUAAGCGAGCACUAAAAGUGGCAAAGAGAAAGUUGGGUACUCAUAAGAGGGCCAAGAAGAAGCGUGAAGAGAUGUCUUCUGUCCUUCGGAAAAUGAGAGCUGGGGGAGCUGGAGAGAAAAAGAAAUGAGUAAUUACCCCAGAUGGCAGAGCCCUUCUUGGAGUUUUCAGUUCAGGAUUUAGUAAUAUUUAGUUUCUGGUCUGUUGUCAUUUUGAAAAAUUGAAGAGUUUUGGUUUUGUUUGCAAUUUAAACUUAAUGUGCUAAAGAGUUGAAUUGAGUAGUGACUUGUAUUUCUGCAUUGUUGUUAAUUCUAUCUUGUUUCUUUGAGCA
This is a messenger RNA of Manihot esculenta (cassava), 775 nucleotides long. RefSeq names its product 60S ribosomal protein L36-3. The transcript is spliced from 5 exons. Gene Ontology annotation, molecular function: structural constituent of ribosome. Gene Ontology annotation, cellular component: ribosome; cytosolic large ribosomal subunit. The record is from RefSeq and is a predicted model, not a curated record. Bases 242 to 574 code for a protein of 110 amino acids. NCBI's taxonomy places the organism in Eukaryota, Viridiplantae, Streptophyta, Magnoliopsida, Malpighiales, Euphorbiaceae. Gene Ontology annotation, biological process: cytoplasmic translation.